This is a messenger RNA of Malania oleifera, 1351 nucleotides long. Its product is annotated as transcription repressor MYB6-like. The coding region runs from base 34 to 1101 and encodes 355 amino acids. The transcript has 2 exons. The record is from RefSeq and is a predicted model, not a curated record. Lineage: Eukaryota; Viridiplantae; Streptophyta; Magnoliopsida; Santalales; Ximeniaceae.
AGCAAACUAGGAGGAUCGAGGUAGAUUGGGAAUAUGGGCCACAACUGCUGCGGCAAACACAAAGUUAAGAGAGGGCUCUGGUCUCCCGAAGAAGACGCGAGGCUCGUUAAAUACAUCACCACCCAUGGCCAUGGCUCCUGGAGUUCCAUUCCCAAACUAGCAGGCUUGCAGAGGUGUGGAAAGAGCUGCAGAUUGAGAUGGAUAAACUACCUGAGACCAGACGUAAGGAGGGGAUCCUUCACCGCGCAGGAAGAAAGAACCAUCAUCGAUGUUCACAGAAUGCUGGGCAACAAAUGGGCUCAGAUAGCCAAGCAUUUGCCUGGCAGAACCGACAAUGAGGUCAAGAACUUCUGGAACUCCUGCAUUAAGAAAAAGCUCAUCUCACAAGGGUUAGAUCCCAGCACUCACAAGCUCCUCAUGCCCCCUCGUAAUCACCAGAUCCACAACAACAAUAAUAUUAUUAUCAGUAACAUUAAUAACACAAAUAUCAUCAAUAAUCUCGCAUGUCAUUUAAAUCUCUAUCGCAUCCAUAAUGAUCAGCAUGAAGGCUCCAGUAUCACUUGUACUCACGCACCUACCUUUGAACAUCAAAACCACAGCUUUGUUUGGAGCAGUAAUGGUACUGUUAAGGUUGACCAAGACCCACCUUCUUUAACGGAUCAGUUGGGACGAACCUGUUCUUCGAUGGGAAUUACAGCACCCAUAUCGUCUUCUUCUUACAUGGAUUCAUCUGGGUUUAGCAACUUGGAUGAGAAUUGUGGCAUGUGGGCUCCUAGCGUUGAGAGUGCAGAACAAAAGGAACAGGAAGAAAUAUUAAUAAUGCAGCAAGUUCUACAGCCAGGGCCUGCGCAGGAGGUGAUCAUCAGCCGUGGUCAUCAGGGAGAACUAAUUGAUGGAUCUAAUGGUCGGCUGUUGGAUUUUGAUCAUCAGGGGGAAGUAAUUGAUGAAUCUAAUGGUCAAUUCAGUGGUGGUCAGAACAUGGAUGAUUCGUUCGAAAGCUCUAAUAUUAAUGAUUUUGAGUUUGUUGAGUCCUCUCCGCCAAUGCCUUGUGGUAUGUACAGCAAUUUCAGUUCUGGGAAUGAGCUUGCAUGGGAUUAUUAGGUCUCAGCUCUCCUAAAAAAGGGAAAAAAGAAAAAAAAAAAGGAUUAUUUAGGUGUUUCUAUUUAUUUAAUUAUGUAAAUUAAUUUUACGAGCAUUAUGUUGGGAGUUGCAGUCAAGAAACUUCUAAAGGAGUGGCAGACUGGUUGAAGAAUGAAGACCUGCUUGGUCUAAGAACACUGCUAGCUGCAUGUACAACUCAGUACUGUACUACUUAUUUGCACAACUAUUCAUAUACACAUUUAUUUUAUGA